AUGGAGCUGGACCAGGGGGAGUUCAGGUUGGACGUUAGGAAAAGGUUCUUCGCCGAGACGGUGGCCGGUCAAUGGAGCAGGCUCCCCAGGGAAGCGGUCAUGGCACCCAGCCGGUCAGGGCUCAAGGAGCAUCUGGAUGACGCUGAGUUGGAGCUGGUGGAAAACAUCUUGACGAGCAAGCAGGAGGAGAGCUGGGAGCAGCGGGGCCCCCGGGCCUCCUUCACCCGCCCGGAGCGGAGCCGACUGCUCUGGGAGGAUGUCAGCGUGGUGGAGGAGGAUGCCACCAAAGUCACCGCCCUGAAGCUGAGGCUGGACGAGUCCCAGAAAGUGCUGCUCAAGGAGCGGGAGGACAAGCUGGCUCUCAGCAAGAGCAUCGAGAAGCUGGAGGGCGAGCUCAGCCAGUGGAAGAUCAAGUACGAGGAGCUCAACAAGAGCAAGCAGGAGGUGAUGAAGCAGCUCAACAUCCUGAAGGAGAUCCACCAGGACGAGCUGGGGCGCAUCUCCGAGGACCUGGAGGACGAGCUGGGCGCCCGCUCCAGCAUGGAGGAGCGGCUGGAGACGGAGAAGCUCAACCUGGAGCGGGAGAACAAGAAGCUGCGGGCGCAGAUCGAGGACCUGGAGGAGGUGCUGGCUCGCAAGCGGCGCCAGACGGCCAGCGCCCUGGACACCGACCUCAAAACCAUCCAGGCUGAGCUCUUUGAGAAGAAUAAG
Molecule: messenger RNA, 711 nt
Organism: Opisthocomus hoazin
Lineage: Eukaryota; Metazoa; Chordata; Aves; Opisthocomiformes; Opisthocomidae
Source: RefSeq, a predicted model, not a curated record